Molecule: messenger RNA, 1659 nt
Organism: Quercus robur (English oak)
Lineage: Eukaryota; Viridiplantae; Streptophyta; Magnoliopsida; Fagales; Fagaceae
Product: G-protein coupled receptor 1
Exons: 9
Coding region: 188-1126 (312 amino acids)
Biological process (GO): cell surface receptor signaling pathway; adenylate cyclase-activating G protein-coupled receptor signaling pathway
Cellular component (GO): plasma membrane
Molecular function (GO): G protein-coupled receptor activity
Source: RefSeq, a predicted model, not a curated record
UCUACCGUCAUUCCCAGACAGACUAGACACCAGCUCCCAACUCACGCAGAUGAAAUGAUUAGAAACGAACAGAUAUUCCGUUUUACUGCUUAAUUAAUAGUCAUCAAUAAAAGAAUAGAAUCAUUUCAUUCUUGGACAGACUAACAAGUAAUUCAGAGUAAAACAGAAAGAGAAAGAGAGAGAGAAAAUGGCGGGGACUCUGUCGGCGCACGAUCGCCAUGUACUGACGGCGGUGAGCGCCGGAGCAUCCAGCCUCUCAUUCGUCGGGUCGGGUUUCAUAGUCCUCUGCUACGUCCUCUUCAAGGAGCUCCGCAAGUUCUCUUUCAAGCUCGUCUUCUACCUCGCCCUCUCUGACAUGCUUUGCAGUUUCUUCAACAUGGUUGGGGAUCCAUCCAAAGGAUUUUUUUGUUUUGCUCAAGGCUAUAGUACACAUUUCUUCUGUGUGGCAUCUUUCCUAUGGACUACAACAAUAGCUUUUACUCUUCACCGUACUGUUGUUAGACACAAAACAGAUGUUGAAGAUUUGGAGGCCAUGUUUCACUUGUAUGUUUGGGGAACUUCACUAGUUAUGACUGUCAUACGCUCUUUUGGUAAUAACCAUGGACAUUUAGGCGCAUCGUGUUAUACACAAACAGGGCGCACUGGAAAGGCAAUUCACUUUAUAACAUUUUAUGUACCACUUUGGGGUGCAAUUCUUUACAAUGGCUUUACGUAUUUCCAAGUGAUACGCAUGCUAAACAAUGCAACCCGCAUGGCAGCAGGCAUGUCAGAGCGGGCAUACCAGUUAGAUGCAAGGGCAGACAUGAAAGCUCUAAACAGGUGGGGAUAUUAUCCACUCAUUCUCAUUGGAUCAUUUGCUUUUGGUACAAUCAACCGGAUUCAUGACUUUAUGGAGCCUGAUAAAAUCUUUUGGCUUUCAGUUCUUGAUGUUGGGACAGCUUCACUAAUGGGCCUGUUCAACUCAAUAGCAUAUGGCCUGAACUCUUCAGUGCGACGUGCAAUUUAUGAACGUUUGGAACUGUUCUGGCCAGAGAGGUUUAGAAGAUGGCUCCCUAACAAUUCCAAGUACAGAAAUCAACAGCAAGAGAGUGAACUAGUCUCAUUGAAAAUUCAAGAUCAGCAAUAGCAAAUUAGACGUAUUCUGUACCUCCAUCAGCUAAAGCUUUAUCCUCUUGCCAAAAUUUUCAACAUUUUUUUCAUUAAAUUUGAAGAGAGGAUAAAAUGAAGAGACAAAAAGGAACACAGCUCCCAGCAUCCAAUCCAAACAUAUUAGAUUUGUUUGCUGCAACGCAAAUGUGAUUCAUGUCAUCUGUGGCACCUUGCUUUCUCCUUGUGAGACUGAUUUGAAAAAGAUAUGACGGAUAUUUGUUUAUAGAGGAGCCAAGUAAAGUAGAAUCUCUAAUAGAAGAUUUGUGGUUACACAGAGAGGUGGAUGACCUUUUAACAAUGACAGAAAUGUGAGUUCAAAGCAUUGUUGUUGUAGAAUAUGCUUCCAAGUUCUGGCUCUAGUGUUUCACUUACUAUUGUUAAGUCCUCUUUUGGCUUCUAGCCUCCUAUUGUACCAACGUGUAAGCACUUUUGUAAAUGAAUUUUUUUUCUUUCUUCAAACCCUUUUUUUGUCAUUUUAUGAAAUGAAUGUGGUCUGAAUGUCAUGCUUAA